AUGCCCCAUUUCCCCAUGGACACCGGCUUCAAGUCGUCCUCGCCGGAAUCCUCCCGCGACAACACUCACCGGCUCUCCAUCCAGACGAAAAACCGCCGAAAGCGGUAUCUGGACCUACAUCCCGAGUACUUCUCGACGGAGCUCGAGCUAGCCGACCCCCUCCUCUACGACCGCCUAAUCCGACGCUUCCAAACCCCGCAAGAAAGAGAGGAAUCCGGACGCGCGAAGGGAUUCUCAGGUGUCCUUCAGGCAGAUCUGGCCCGGUCCGAGGCGAAGAUGGAUGCGCUGGCGCACCCAGAUCCCAACGCCAUGCUGAGCUACGCGCGAGGUCCGGAUGGGGAGAUCCUCGCCGAGGACCGCGAUGAGAUCCCCGGCAGCAAGGAGGAGGGCGAGAAGCAGUGGCGCUGGGAGAUGGAGCUACGGUUUCUGCGCGGCGAUGAUUCGGAUUUUGAGUAUGGGGCUGUGGAUGAGGAUGAGGAUUUGGAUGAUUGGUCGGAGACGCAGGAGAAAUAUUUUGAAGAGGAGGAGCCGGAGUGGGUGGUUGGGGAUGAUAAUGCUGGGGGGAGGAUGGGGAGAGAGAGCUGA
This is a messenger RNA of Penicillium riverlandense, 585 nucleotides long. RefSeq lists its product as uncharacterized. The transcript is spliced from 2 exons. Lineage: Eukaryota; Fungi; Ascomycota; Eurotiomycetes; Eurotiales; Aspergillaceae. The coding region runs from base 1 to 585 and encodes 194 amino acids. The record is from RefSeq and is a predicted model, not a curated record.